This is a messenger RNA of Juglans microcarpa x Juglans regia, 2026 nucleotides long. Its product is annotated as glutathione synthetase, chloroplastic. Gene Ontology annotation, cellular component: cytosol. Bases 148 to 1842 code for a protein of 564 amino acids. Gene Ontology annotation, molecular function: ATP binding; glutathione synthase activity; glutathione binding. NCBI's taxonomy places the organism in Eukaryota, Viridiplantae, Streptophyta, Magnoliopsida, Fagales, Juglandaceae. Gene Ontology annotation, biological process: glutathione biosynthetic process. The transcript has 12 exons. The record is from RefSeq and is a predicted model, not a curated record.
UCGAAAUUCAUUCUCUCUGUUAUUCCAAAAGAAUCACUAUCGUCUCGGGAGAAAAGCAUGAAAAAAGAGAGAUUCCGGAUUCUUAUGAUUUUAUCGGGUGGUACUCCAAAUCAAAAGAUAUAGCGAAGUUAAGGGGUCGAAAUCAAAAUGGGUGCUGCCUAUUCGUCAUGCUCUUCUCUCUUCCUCGCUUUUCCCACGGUCACCCUAUACUCCUCACCCAUCACUACCUCAUCGCAAUCCUAUCCCAGAUCAAAAUCAAAACCAAAACCUUUUUCGUCCACAAUUGACAAAAUCCGCAACACCCGUUUCUUAGAACCUGUAAAAAUCAUGGCCCAGACCUCGUUUCCUUGUUCAGGUUUGGCUGUGAAGUGUGGGAAAGUUGGGGAGGUGGAGAACCAAGAAGAGGGGACUACAAGAAAACCCAUGGUUGAUUAUCACGGGAUUGAUCAAGUUUUGCUCGACGAGAUGGUGUAUGACGCUCUUGUUUGGAGCUCUCUCCAUGGCCUACUUGUUGGUGACAAGUCUGUAGAGAGAUCGGGAAAAGUGCCCGGUGUAGGCUUGGUUCAUGCCCCAUCUGCCUUACUGCCCAUGCCAUUCCCAGAGAAUCAAUGGAGGCAGGCGGUUGAGUUGACCCCCAUAUUUAGUGAGCUUGUCGAUCGCGUGAGUUUGGAUGGAAAAUUUCUACAGGAGUCAUUGUCCAGAACUAAGAAAGCAGAUGCUUUUACCUCUAGGCUUCUAGAUCUUCAUUCCAAGAUGCUAGAGAUUAAUAAGAAAGAGGACAUACGUUUGGGUUUACAUCGCUCGGAUUAUAUGCUUGAUGAACAAACAAAGUUGCUCCUUCAAAUAGAGCUGAACACCAUUUCAUGUUCAUUUCCUGGCCUCAGCUCUCUUGUCACUGAGCUCCACAGAAGCGUACUUAAUCACUACGGUGAAGUCCUUGGAUUAGAUCCUAAAAGGAUUCCUGGAAAUAAUGCUAAUGGUUACUUUGUGGAGGCAUUUGCUAAAGCUUGGACUGAGUAUAAUAAUCCCAGGGCUCUUGUUAUGUUUGUGGUUCAGGCUGAAGAACGAAAUAUGUAUGACCAACAUUGGCUUUCUGCUGUUCUGAAAGAAAGAUAUAACAUUACGGCUAUUCGGAAAACAAUGGCAGAAAUUGAUGCAGAAGCAGAACUUCUUUCGGAUGGAACACUUCUAGUGGGUGGCAAAGCAAUUGCAGUCAUUUAUUUCAGAGCUGGGUAUAAACCAGAUGAUUAUCCCUCAGAAUCAGAAUGGAGAGCUAGGCUACUUAUGGAGCAGUCAUCUGCCAUCAAGUGCCCAUCAAUAUCGUAUCAUUUAGCUGGCACCAAGAAGAUUCAACAAGAACUUGCAAAGCCAGAUGUACUUGAGAGGUUUCUUGACAAUAAAGAGGACAUUGCCAAACUACGGAAAUGCUUUGCUGGAUUGUGGAGCUUGGAUGACCCGAAUAUUGUAAAAGAGGCAAUUGAAAGACCUGAGUUAUUUGUCAUGAAACCCCAAAGAGAAGGCGGAGGAAACAAUAUCUACGGUGCUGACGUGAGAGAAACCCUUCUGAGAUUGCAGAAGGAAGGGACCGAUGGAAGUGCUGCUUACAUUCUUAUGCAAAGGAUAUUCCCAACUGUUUUCCAGACAUUUUUAUUGCGGAAUGGAAUUUGUCACCAAGAUAAUGCCGUAUCAGAACUCGGUAUAUAUGGUGCUUACUUAAGGAACAAGGACAAAGUGAUCAUGAAUGACCAAUGUGGUUACUUGCUGCGGACAAAGACAUCUUCAUCAGAUGAAGGUGGUGUUGCAGCUGGAUUUGCGGUCUUGGAUAGUAUAUAUUUGACUUGAUGGAGCCUUCCUUUAAGUUUUCAUCUCAAUUAAACGUAAAGAAUGUGUCAUGAUCUUGAUAUUGGAUUGCGCAUCAAAUUGAGCGUAAAGCAUCUCUUUUUCCCUUGGUGACAGUAUUUGUGGGCGACUGUAGCUCUACAUAAGUCUAUCAGAAGACAGGGCCACAGGCCUUUUGGAACCUUAA